Messenger RNA from Triticum turgidum subsp. durum (durum wheat), 1614 nucleotides. NCBI's taxonomy places the organism in Eukaryota, Viridiplantae, Streptophyta, Magnoliopsida, Poales, Poaceae. The record is from the annotation of a GenBank genome assembly.
AUGUCCUGGGUCCCCAGGGGCGCCGCCAAGAGCGUCCCCAUCGAGGCGGAGCCGCCCACCAAGGAGGAGAUCGAGGAGGCCAUGAAGAAAAUCGCCCUCGGCAGAGAGGCCGGGAGCGACGCCGACGACGCGGACGGGGACGAGGACGACGACGCCGUGAUGGAGGUCGACGGCGCCGAGGACGAGGAGGUCGACGAGGUCGCCCAGGCCAAGGCCGCCGCCAAGGCGCUCGGGACCAAGAGCAGCUCGGGCUCGGCCGCCGUCGGCGACGUUUCCGACGGGCUCGCCGAGCUCAACAUGGACGCCUACGACGACGAGGAGGAUGGGCUCGAGCUUUUCAGCACCGGGCUGGGGGACUUGUACUACAAGAGCAACGAGGAGGACCCCUAUAUCAUCAAGAACGAAGAAGAUGUUAGUAUAGUGGAAGAACUGGAAGAUGGGGAUCCUAAUAUGUUUGUGCACCAUGAGGUCCCUCUCUCAGAUUUUCCGCUCUGCACAGCUUGGAUGGAUUUUAACCGUCAGGAUGGCGAACAGAAAGGAAAUUUCAUAGCUGUUGGCACCAUGGAUCCUACAAUUGAAAUAUGGAACUUGGAUGUCGUCGACGAGGUCGAACCACAUUAUGUGCUAGGAGGAGUUUCAAAAAAGAAGAAGAAAGUUAAGGGGAAAAAGGGAAAAACAUAUAAGAAGGGUAGCCAUAGAAGUUCUGUGCUUGGUCUUGCGUGGAACACGGUGGUGAGGAAUGCUCUAGCUAGUGCAAGUGCAGACAAAACUGUGAAAGUUUGGGACUUAAGUGCUGGUAAAUGUUUAGUCACACUGCAACAUCAUGAUGACAAGGUGAUAAUUGAUACUACAUUCUUCUUGAAUUCUGUUCAAUCAGUUGCCUGGAGGUCACCUGAAGUUCUUCUCAGUGGAUCUUUUGAUAGAACAAUUGCCAUGACAGAUAUGAAAGACAGUGGACAAUGUUGUCAUAAAUGGCCUGUCGAAGCAGAUGUAGAGAGCUUAGUUUGUGAUCCACACAAUGAACACUCCUUUGUGGUUAGUCUUGAAAAUGGGAUGGUUCAAGUAUUUGAUAUUCGGACAGCUUCAUCAAAUUCAAAUCCUGGACAGCCGAUUUUUACUCUGCAUGCACACGAAAAGGCCGUUUCUUCCAUAUCUUUCGCACCUUCUACCCCUAAUUUUCUUGCGACUGGUUCAACUGACAAAAUGGUGAAGCUCUGGGAUCUAUCGAAUAACCAGCCUUCGUGUGUCUCGUCGCUGAAUCCUAAGCUUGGAGCUAUAUUCUCGGUGUCGUUUUCGAUCGACAACCCCUUCCUGUUAGCGUGCGGAGGAUCGAAAGGCAAACUGAAGGUCUGGAACACACUGUCUGAACCCGCCGUCGCCAACAAAUUUGGAAAAUAUUCUACAAUAAGUAAAUAUUUCUCAUUGGCAACCAAAUUGUUCGUUUGUUAUCCCAUAGGCCGAAUCAUAGAUGACAUCGCUAGCGAGAAGAUCGAUUUACCAAACGGGCUAUGCGUUAAGAGUAAAUGCCGUAGUACUCCAGAAGAUUGCGUCUGUUGUUUGGUAGAUAACAACUGCCACUGGACUAUGGCCGAAUGUUCGGCAAAUUGCGUUUAA